Molecule: messenger RNA, 1215 nt
Organism: Colletotrichum spaethianum
Lineage: Eukaryota; Fungi; Ascomycota; Sordariomycetes; Glomerellales; Glomerellaceae
Exons: 2
Coding region: 1-1215 (404 amino acids)
Source: RefSeq, a predicted model, not a curated record
AUGGCCGAUGACGAUUCACAAAAGCCGCCAGAGCAACGGCUCACCGACGAAGAGCUUGCCUCGCUACCCCCCAUUGACUUUGUGACAUUGGGCAUGUUCAUAAUUGUUUAUGAUAUCCUCGGGGGUGCCGGGUCAUAUGGUGCCCUGGGAGCCCGUCUCUUUUCGCCGCCUCCCCACGCCUCCUCUGUGGGUUGGAUUGUCGACAAAGGCUCUGACUUUCCACAGUCCUUGACCGACCUCAUCAGCAGCUGGGGGACUUCCGUUGUGCUCCGCGACGACCCUGAGCGUCUGACCACUCGCGGAUGGAAUGGCUAUGAAAGCGCAGAAAAGCGUGCCUUCAGAUACACUACCCCCAAGAAACGCCUUACCGCCGGCGAUUUGACACCCCAUCUGCUACUUUCCAAGUCAUUCCACCUCAUCUGCUCCCCAACCAGGUGCAGAGACCUAGUAGCAGAGAUCACCUCGUCCCGCAAGCGUAUAUGCCCGCCGGAUGUGUACACAAAGCCCAUAUUCAUAUGGGAACCCGUACCAGACCUAUGUACGCCCGACGAGCUCCUUAACUGCACCAAUACCCUACCCCUCGUCGACAUCUGUAGUCCGAACCACUCAGAGCUGGCCGGUUUCAUGGGCGACGAUGGAUUGGACACGGAAACCGGCGAGAUCUCCAAGGCGGCCGUCGAGAGAUCGUGCGAGCAGCUCCUUGCCAGCAUGCCUCUUUCAUCCUUCACGCUAGUCAUCCGCGCUGGCGACAAGGGCUGCUAUGUCGCUCGGAACGGCGGCCGUAAGCGCCAGCCCAAGACACGGGACGGCAUAGGCUCGAAGCGCCGCAAAAAGGAUUACACAAGAGGCGGUAUUCAGCCCGACACCGACAUGGAAGCACUCUUCGCCGGUUUGCUUCAGGAUGACGAUGGUGUCGUUGUUCGCGAGGAGAUCGAGGUGGAUUCCGGUACGGAGCAGUGGAUUCCUGCUGUCCACAACGACCGCGCCAAGGUGGUAGAUCCAACUGGAGGCGGCAACACCUUCUUGGGCGGUCUCGCCGUCGCACUCGCGAGAGGUAAGAGCGUCGAGGAGGCUGCCAUAUGGGGCAGUGUCGCUGCCAGCUUUGCUAUUGAGCAAGUGGGCGUGCCUCAAAUGGAACAAGAUGACAAGGGCAACGAGACAUGGAAUGGCGUCAGGGUAGAGGACCGGCUUGCCGAAUUCAAAAGUCGUUUGUAG